This is a messenger RNA of Penicillium cataractarum, 1011 nucleotides long. Its product is annotated as aminotransferase class IV. The transcript has a single exon. The coding region runs from base 1 to 1011 and encodes 336 amino acids. Gene Ontology annotation, molecular function: catalytic activity. The record is from RefSeq and is a predicted model, not a curated record. NCBI's taxonomy places the organism in Eukaryota, Fungi, Ascomycota, Eurotiomycetes, Eurotiales, Aspergillaceae. Gene Ontology annotation, biological process: carboxylic acid metabolic process.
AUGUCAUCAAUGGACAAAAUCUUCGAAGGCUAUGCCACUCGAACAACCGCUCGCAAAGCCAGCAGCAAUACCUUCGCCAAGGGUAUCGCCUGGGUUGAAGGGGAGCUAGUCCCUAUAUACGAAGCUCGAAUCCCAUUAAUGGAUCAGGGCUUCUUACACGGUGACCUCACCUACGACGUACCCUCGAUCUGGGACGGGCGAUUCUUCCGUCUAGACGAUCAUCUAUCCAGACUCGAAGCUAGUUCCCAUAAGCUACGCAUGCGAAUCCCUCUCCAAAAGGAAAAAAUCAAGCGCAUACUUAACGAGAUGGCUGCGAAGUGCGAUAUCAAGGAUGCAUUCGUCGAGCUGGUCGUUACCCGUGGACUUACCGGCGUGCGUGGUUCUAACCCCGAACAACUUCGCAAGAAUACUUUGUACAUGUUUAUCCUGCCUUAUGUCUGGGUCAUGGAGCCGCAGGUACAACGCACCGGAGGCUCUGAUAUUGUCGCCCGUACGGUCAGAAGAACUCCAGUGGGAUCUAUGGACCCGACCGUUAAGAAUCUACAAUGGGGCGAUUUAACCCAGGGCAUGUUGGAGGCUGCUGAUCGAGGCGCUAUGCACCCAUUCUUGACAGACGGAGAUGGAAAUCUCACAGAAGGAUCUGGAUUCAAUAUCAUACUUGUGAACGAUGGGGUUUUGUUUACUCCCGAGCGCGGGGUUCUGGAGGGAGUGACCCGCAAAAGUGUGUUUGAAAUAGCACGAGCCAAUGGUAUCGAUGCCCGCGUGGAGUUUGUGCCUGUCGAGAUGUUGUAUCAUUGCGAUGAGCUGUUCAUGUGUACUACUGCUGGGGGGAUUAUGCCUAUUACCUCCUUGGAUGGGAAGCCUGUCAAGGAUGGAAAGAUAGGCCGGAUUACGAAGCGCAUCUGGGAUGAUUAUUGGGCGAUGCAUUAUGAUUCGAGAUAUAGCUAUGCUAUUGACUACGCUGGCUCUGGACUGCAGAGCUCGGGGACUGUGCGAGUCCAGAAGCUCUAG